Molecule: messenger RNA, 2073 nt
Organism: Medicago truncatula (barrel medic)
Lineage: Eukaryota; Viridiplantae; Streptophyta; Magnoliopsida; Fabales; Fabaceae
Product: ACT domain-containing protein ACR3
Exons: 8
Coding region: 407-1771 (454 amino acids)
Source: RefSeq, a predicted model, not a curated record
AAAUAAAUUAUUAUGCACUACUUGGCAUACGUGGAAGUUUACCAUUGGCUUGGUUAAAUAUGUUUGUAUGGUGACGAUAUGCAAUAGUGCAACAAUAUCUUCCAUUAAAUUGGACCAAGAUUCAAGAGCUUUAUUCAAGGAGUUUGUUUUUUUGUUAUGCCAUUGCCAAAUCCCCAACCCAAAUGUUCUAUUGUUUGUCAUUCCAACGUGGAUAGCAUAAUAGAAGCACAAAGAUUUCUUCUAAAGUACUUCUCUGUUAAUUGUUUCUCAUCUCUCUUUCUAUAGAUAUAAUCCUUAGCCAAACUUUGGAGGAUGUGAAGAAUUAAGAGCUCUUGGGGUUGGACUUUUUUCUUUUGGAAAAAUAAGAGGUAAUACUAAGAAAUUUCUUCACCAGAGAAGUGAUUGAAUGGCAAAAGUUUGCUGGCCAUACUUUGAUCCUGAGUACGAGAACUUCAGCAACAGAAUCAACCCUCCAAGGGUCUCUAUGGACAAUGAUAGUUGCCAUGAUUGUACACUGAUCAAGAUUGAUAGCGUCAAUAAACCCGGAAUUCUGCUGGAAGUCGUGCAAAUCCUGACAGACCUUGAUUUCAUAAUUACCAAAGCUUACAUAUCUUCUGAUGGUAGUUGGUUUAUGGAUGUAUUUCAUGUCACGGAUCAGCAAGGAAAAAAGAUAACAGACAACAAAAUUAUUGACUUCAUUGAAAAGGCUCUAGGACCAAAGGGCCGCAAGAGCCCAGAAGGUGUGAAGAGUUGGGAAGGCAAACGGGUUGGCAUUCACUCCAUUGGUGAUCAUACAGCCAUUGAGCUCAUUGGUCGGGACCGCCCAGGUCUUUUGUCUGAGAUAUCAGCUGUCCUGGCAAGCUUCCAAUUCAAUGUGAUUGCAGCUGAAGUUUGGACUCAUAACAGGCGAAUAGCAUGUGUACUUUAUGUCAAUGAUGCAACAAACCAAGCUGUGGAUGAUGAUUCAAAAAGAUUGUCUCUUCUUGACGAGAAGCUCAACCACAUCCUUCGUGGUUGUGAGGAUGAUGACAAUGUGGCCCGGACCAGUUUCUCCAUGGGUUUCACCUUCACCCACAUGGACAGAAGGCUCCACCAAAUGUUGUUUGCUGAUAGGGAUUAUGAGAGUGCUGGUGGAGUAACAACAGCAACAAAUGUUGAUUCUCCUCCCUCUUUCAGGCCCAAUAUUGAAAUAGAACGUAUUGAAGAAAAAGGCUACUCAGUGGUUAGUGUGAGAUGCAAAGAUCGGGCAAAAUUGAUGUUUGACAUUGUCUGCACUCUUACUGACAUGGAAUAUGUUGUUUUUCAUGCCUCCAUCUCAUCUGAUGGGCCUUAUGCUUCACAGGAGUACUUCAUUAGGCACGUGGAUGGAUGCACACUUGACACUGAAGGGGAGAAAGAAAGGGUCAUUAAAUGCAUUGAAGCAGCUAUUCAAAGAAGAGUAAGCGAGGGUGUGAGCCUUGAGCUGUGUGCAAAGGAUAGAGUGGGCUUGCUGUCUGAAGUGACUAGGAUUCUACGAGAGAACGGCUUAACAGUUUGUAGGGCAGGUGUGUCAACCAUAGGAGAGAAAGGACUAAAUGUUUUCUAUGUGAGAGAUGCAUAUGGGAACCCUGUGGAUAUGAACAUCAUUGAAGCACUGCGUAAAGAAAUCGGCCAGACUGUGAUGGUCAAUGUGAAGAAGGUACCAGCCAACACCAAAGCACCAGAAACGUCUCGAGGAUGGGCUAGAGUAAGCUUCUUCUUUGGGAACUUGUUCGAAAGGUUCUUGACUUAAUUAAAAGGGUUAAGAAUCAUGCACCUGAUUCUGAUUCUGGUUGCUUGUGAUUUGUAAAUGACACAAAACAAAUGUAUGAAUAAGAAUAAAGCUGUGUGUCAAACUUGGACAGUACUUGAACUUUGUCCUUUUGUUUUAAACCAAACAAUGCUUGUAAGAUGUUACUUGUAUUCCAUCUUCCCUAUCAUAUCAUGUCCAUCUCAUGUAUCUUACUUAAUUUAACUAUAGUCUUUAGUGUCUUUCUACAUGAGUGUGUUGUAUGUAUACAAGCAGACAGAUAUUUGAAGUAUAUUUGCAGAAAA